GCGGGCUCGGGCCGGAGCCCUGCGGCGAGGGGGGCGGCGCGGAGCCGCCGGCCACGACGGACCCCGACGAGGGCGAGGGGGGCGAGAUGGCGUCAGGCGAGGAGCCGCUGGCCGCGACGGACCACGACCUGGGCGAGGGCGAGCUGGAAGGGGGCUUGAACGACGGCGCCGCUUCGGAGGAGGUGGUCGGCGAGGAUGAGGCUCUCGACGAGGGCGAUGGCGAGAUGGAAGGGGGCUUGGACGACGGCGCCGCUUCGGAGGGAGUGGUCGACGAGGAGGAGGCGCUCGAGGGGGCAGCCGGCGGGUGCCCGGAGGGGGCGGAGCUGCCCCCGAGCGUCCUCCACCUCCUCGAGGAGAGGGAGGAGGGCGAGGAGGAGGCGGGGGGCACGGAGCCGGGCGAGGCCGGUGCACGUGCGCGGCCGCAGCGGGAGCCCCCGCGGUGGCGGCGCGACGUGCCGCUGUGGAUGCGGCUGCCGGGCGCGGAGCUGCAGAUUCUGCCGCGCGAGCUUGAGGAUCUGCCAGCGGAGGCGCUGGUGCUGAGCACGGACGGCCGCAACAGGCGUCUCUAUCCAGCCGACGAGAUCUUGGCCGAGUUGACUGGGGGGUGCGCCGAGGAUGUCGAGUACUUCGAUGACGCCGACUGGGGACAGUUCCCGGCGGUCGGGGCCGCCCUCAGGGAGCUGGCCGACGUCGAGGAGUGCUUCUGCCUGGCAGUGUGCCGCCCUCUCGGCGCCUGGGCCGUCGGCGUCGGCAUGAGAGGGCAGACCACCGCGCGCGCGCGGCCCAGCUGGCGCUGGCGUUGGCUCUGGCCAUCCGCAUGGAG
This is a messenger RNA of Prorocentrum cordatum, 823 nucleotides long. NCBI's taxonomy places the organism in Eukaryota, Dinophyceae, Prorocentrales, Prorocentraceae. The record is from the annotation of a GenBank genome assembly.